Hippocampus comes (tiger tail seahorse) is the source of this 1138-nucleotide messenger RNA. RefSeq names its product stomatin (gene stom). The record is from RefSeq and is a predicted model, not a curated record. Gene Ontology annotation, cellular component: plasma membrane. The coding region runs from base 91 to 969 and encodes 292 amino acids. The transcript has 8 exons. Lineage: Eukaryota; Metazoa; Chordata; Actinopteri; Syngnathiformes; Syngnathidae.
AAACUUUUGAGAACCAAAGGAUAAAACCACCGCCCGUGUUGUGGAAAAUUCUCUUCCCUUCUACUUCUGCAAAGAUUUGAAAUAUUCAGAAUGGAAAACGAAGAUUUGGCAUUGAAAGAUGCAAAAAGACGAGAACGUCAAUCAGGUCCAAGCAGCGCUUUACAUGAUGCAGAAGCCUUGGAGAAUGGAGACUCUAACAUUGGCUUAUGUGGCUGGUUGUUGGUGGUGUUGUCUCUUCUACUCAUGAUAGUCACACUGCCUAUCUCCAUUUGGAUGUGCAUCAAGAUUGUGAAGGAGUAUGAGAGAGCCAUUAUUUUCCGCCUGGGACGCCUUUUGCGAGGAGGAGCCAAAGGACCAGGUUUGUUCUUCAUCUUGCCGUGCACCGACAGCUUCAUCAACGUGGACAUGCGCACCAUCACCUUUGACAUCCCACCGCAAGAGGUUUUGACCAAAGACUCGGUGACAGUGAGUGUGGAUGGCGUGGUCUACUACCGGGUUCAGAAUGCCACUCUGGCCGUGGCCAAUAUCACCAACGCUGAUGCUGCAACACGCCUGCUGGCCCAGACCACGCUGAGGAAUGUUCUCGGAACCAAGAACCUGGCUGAGAUCCUUUCGGACCGUGAAGAAAUUGCACACAGCAUGCAGUCCACCCUUGAUGACGCCACUGAUGACUGGGGAAUCAAGGUGGAGCGAGUGGAGAUCAAAGACGUCAAGCUGCCCCUGCAGCUCCAGAGAGCCAUGGCGGCCGAGGCUGAAGCCACCCGGGAGGCCAGAGCCAAGGUCAUCGCCGCCGAGGGCGAGAUGAACGCCUCGAGGGCAUUGAAGGAGGCAUCGCUGGUGAUUGCCGAAUCUCCGUCCGCGCUGCAGCUGCGCUACCUGCAGACCCUCAACACCAUCGCCGCCGAGAAAAACUCGACUAUCAUCUUCCCCCUGCCUCUGGAGAUGAUGCAGGGCUUUUCCAAACGUUAAGCAUCCAUCCGGCCCCAAACGUGCACGCAACAAGCAUUCACAUCAAAAACAUGGGAAAGUGACCUUACAUACAUUCACAUACUUCUUAUGUAAUGCCUGAUGCUGCAGUUUUGCUCCAACCACUGCCCGCGUAGAUUUUAUUGUAGUUGUUUUGAGAUUUUCACUGCCC